AUGCCGAAAAAAGAAAGGUUCCUAGUACUCUCGCCUGUCGUUUGCCCGAUGGACAGUCUUCUCCCUUUGAAGCAAUUGCCUGACACCUCACGCCUCAUGUGGACGUCGCCAAGGCUCUUUUUAUUGAAACGAUGCGAAAGCAUCAUCGAAGGGAUCAAGGCGGUCAACUCGAUCGUGUCGAAGGUGAUGGUGAUGACUCCUUGGUCAAUGGGACUGCACAUUUUCCCACAAACGAAGAGUUUGAGACAGCGCUCAAAGUCACGGAUUGUCUUCAGGCAGAUGAGUCGGUAUCACCAGAAGUGCAGCAUUCUCAACGUCCACAACUUGUAUCCCUCGCUGUGCAGUCCCUGCGAGGGCCUUCAACCUGGCGUCUUCACAGACAUCUCUGCCGGGCAAGUUGGAUCUUACCUGAAUGACUGCCCCUGUCACUGGUGGAAGAAUCAAUCCUGGGUACCAUACGGCACUGAGACUGCUUCGCUGUGGUGCAAACGUGAUUCUGUCCUCCCGUUAUCCUGCCGACGCGGCAGAUCAAUAUUCCAAGGAAACCCGAUUUCACAUAAUCUUGACGGACCCAGUGCAAGCGGAAAUGAUAGCCGUCCCACGGGGAGCCCAAUUGAGAGAUCUCUCUCGCCCAUAGUCGAGCACUUGUUGGCAGACCAUGCAAGCAAUGUCUAUCAGCCCAGAAUCAAGGGCAGUGUUCAGGAGUCUUGGGUCUCGCGCAUCGAGAGUGGAGGAGAGAAGUUGACGAUCGCCCGUGCCAACAAGAAGGAAGAGAGUCCCAUGACCCUAAAAAGGCAACCCGGUCAGAUUUCCAACAAUUCGUCGUGGGUGCAUUUUCCCCAAGAGAUCCCGUACGAAGAUCUCAUCAAUGUGCGUUUCGUCAACGCCUUCGUUCCAUUGAUUGUGUGUCGCGAACUUCUCCCGUGCAUGGAAGCCGGGGUCACCAUGCGAGGCACGGAUGUCAGUGAAGCGAGAGCAACGAGGAAAACGCCAGGCUCUCUUGUUUGCCAAUCUUUAUUGAUCCGAGUGCCUUUUUUACCUGGGCAUCCUUCCCCUCUUACUUCUGCUGGUCAUCAAGAUCUGUUCCGCAUAAAAUGCUUUGGUAUCUCUUCCUGUCAUGAAAGGCACUGCUACUAA
This is a messenger RNA of Penicillium diatomitis, 1137 nucleotides long. RefSeq lists its product as uncharacterized. The coding region runs from base 1 to 1137 and encodes 378 amino acids. Lineage: Eukaryota; Fungi; Ascomycota; Eurotiomycetes; Eurotiales; Aspergillaceae. The record is from RefSeq and is a predicted model, not a curated record. The transcript has 3 exons.